UAAGAAUGGAAUCAAAAAUCAAGAAUUACUUGGAAAAUGUUGAUGGAUUCAUGGAUUAUACUCGCAAGAGAACAAGAGCUGCUUCUGAAGAAGUUGAUGACCAUGUUGCUGAAACUAAGAGGCCAAAUGCUAUAGUUUCGAAUUCCUCUAACACCACACAACAUGUUUUCAAUGAUACUCUCAACAAGCUUAUGAUGUUUAGUGAUUAUUGCAUGGACUCCACAAGCAAUACUAAAAAAGAUGGCAAAGGUAAGGAGAUCGUCUCAAGCCCAAGACAGAUUUCGCCGAACCAUAGCCCUAAUCUUCCAAUGCCCGAGUUCGAUAAGACUGGGGCAUAUACUCCCCGAAUUAAGGUGGAGGGUUGGUCCGAGGUCGAACUAGAUGCUUUGUGGAUCGGUGUUCAGAAAUAUGGUGAAGGAAAUUGGAAUGCGAUAUUGGAAGAUUCAUCUCUGCCACUUUUAAGGGAUAAAACUUUAGAAGAGAUGGCUACAAGGUGGAAGGAAGAGACCUCAAAGGUACUUCCAGUAGCGGAACCAUUACCGAUUAACACCAUGUAUUCUAAUGGAACAACAACAAUGCCCUUUCCAGGUCCUGGAAUUGCAUCUCAUGCAUCUGAUUUUAGCUUUCUAAAAUUACUCGCUAACAUGGAAAACGAAAGCCUGAAGAAGAAGAAUAGUGACAUGAAUAUGGGGAGGCAAGAAAUGGUAACCACAAUUGCAAACAGUGAUGAGACUGUAGUUCAGCCUAAGCUUUUACUUUGUGGUCACUUUGAGCUUCCCAUCGUGAGAAAGAAGAAGAGUCCAGCUAAUAAUGACGCAGGGGGUUCCAUGGAGAAUCCUGUUGAGAUAGAUGAAUGAAGAAGGUUGUUAAUUUUCAAUAAAUGUAUGAGCUCUUAAGCUUAA
Molecule: messenger RNA, 902 nt
Organism: Vicia villosa (hairy vetch)
Lineage: Eukaryota; Viridiplantae; Streptophyta; Magnoliopsida; Fabales; Fabaceae
Exons: 3
Coding region: 6-857 (283 amino acids)
Source: RefSeq, a predicted model, not a curated record